Messenger RNA from Hypanus sabinus (Atlantic stingray), 2694 nucleotides. RefSeq names its product gastrula zinc finger protein XlCGF57.1-like. Bases 783 to 2684 code for a protein of 633 amino acids. The record is from RefSeq and is a predicted model, not a curated record. Lineage: Eukaryota; Metazoa; Chordata; Chondrichthyes; Myliobatiformes; Dasyatidae. The transcript has 3 exons.
GAUCGGCUUUAUGUAUGAGGAGCAUUUGAUGGUUGUGGACCUGUGCUCAAUGGAGUUCAGAGGGACAGUGGGGUUUGUGGAGGGAUGUAUGGUUAAGUAAACCUACCGAAUGCUGGAAAGCCUGGAUACAGUGGACAUGGAGAGGAUGUUUCCAUUAGACGGAGAGUCUGUGAUCUGACAGCACAGGCUCAGAAUAAAGACGCUUCCCUUUAAAAUUGAGUUAGACCUGCGGUGAGAGAUUUAUUGGUAUAAAAAACCCAACUGGAAGCAAACCACGACUGAAGAUGAGGGAACAUCAACAAGUGAACCAGCCCGAGGAUUGAGAGCAUCAACUGAAGAGAAUCCAUCUGACUCGGAGAUUCCAGUGAUUCAGUCAGGAGAAAGUUUGGUUAAAAAUGAGAAGGAAUUUGUCUCCCAGAAGCUCAAACAUGGCACACCAGUUUUGCUGUCUCUGUCUAGAUAUUUAAGAGGUGAAGCAAGGGAUUCAAUCAACCUUCCUAUCUGAUCAGACUACGGGGCAGGAUUCACUCAGUCAUUUGACCAACUGGCACCUCCAUUAUUUUACACAGGGGAGAGCCCAUUCUUCUGCUCAGGCUGUGGGAAUGGAUUCAGUCAGUCAUCUCAACUGAAGGUACAUCAGUAAGUUCACAUUGGGCAAGGUCAUUCACCUGUUCUGUGUGUAAAAAAAAUAUUUAGUCUGUCAUCCCACCUGUGGACCCACCAGUCAGAAGCUGGUCAUCUGCUAAAUUUCUGGGGAAGGAUUCACUCGGUCAUCUGACCUAAUGGCUCACCAGUCAGUUCACACAAGGGAGAAGCCAUUCACCUGCUCAGACUGCGGUAAGGGAUUUACUCGGUCAUCUGACCUAAAGGUACAUCAGCGAGUUCACACUGGGGAGAAGCCAUUCACCUGCUCAGUCUGUGGGAAGGGAUUCACUCGGUCAUCCUACCUGCAGAAUCAUAAGCAAGUUGACACUGGGGAGAAGCCAUUCAUCUGCCUAGAAUGCGGGAAGAAAUUCACUUCGUCAUCCAGCCUGCGGAGUCAUCAGCGAGUUCACACUGGGGAGAAGCCAUUCAUCUGCUUAGAAUGUGGGAAGAAAUUCAUUUCGUCAUCCAGCCUGCUGAGUCAUCAGCGAGUUCACACUGGAGAGAAACCGUUCACCUGCUCAGAAUGUGGGAAGGGAUUCACUCAUUCAUCCAGCCUACAGAGACACCAGCAAUCUCACACUGGAGAGAAGUUGUUCACCUGCUCAGUCUGUGGGAAGGAAUUCACUCAGUUAUCCAACCUGCAGAGUCAUCAGCGAGUUCACACUGGAGAGAAGCCAUUCACCUGCUCAGAAUGCGGGAAGGGAUUCACUUUCUCAUCGACACUUAAGGUACACCAGCGAGUUCACACCAGGGAGAAACCGUUCACCUGCUCAGACUGUGGGAAGAGAUUCACUUUCUCAUCUAACCUGAAGGUACAUCAGGUGGUUCACACUGGGGAGUGGCCGUUCACCUGUUCAGUCUGUGGGAAGGGAUUCAUUAACUCAACUGAACUGAUAGUUCAUCAGCGAGUUCACACUGGAGAGAGGCCAUUCACCUGCUCAGACUGUGGGAAGGGAUUCAUUAAGUCAGCUGAACUGAAGGUUCAUCAGCGAGUUCACACUGGGGAGAGGCCGUUUACCUGCUCAGACUGUGGGAAGGGAUUCACUUCCUCAUCUAACCUGAUGACACACCAGCGAGUUCACACCGGGGAGCGGCCGUUCACUUGCUCGAACUGUGGGAUGAGAUUCGCACGGUUAUUCACCCUACAGUGUCACCAGCGAGUUCACACUGGGGAGAAGCCAUUCACCUGCUCAGACUGUGGGAAGAGAUUCACUCAGUCAUCUGACCUAAAGGCUCACCAGCGAUUUCACACCAAGGAGUGUCCAUUCACCUGCUCGGACUGUGGGAAGGGAUUCACUUUGGAAUCGACUCUAGUGAAACACCAGCGAGUUCACACUGGGAAGAAGCCGUUCACUUGCUCAGUCUGUGGGAAGGGAUUCGCUCAGUCAAGUAACCUGCGGAGUCAUCAGCAACUUCACACUGGGGAGAAGCCGUUCACUUGCUCAGAAUGUGGUAAGGGAUUCACUAUGUCAUCUCACCUACUGAUACACCAGCGAGUUCACACUGGGGAGAAGCCGUUCACCUGCUCAGAAUGUGGGAAGGGAUUCACUUGCUCAUCCCAACUGAAGGUACAUCAGCGAGUUCACACUGGAGAGAAGCCAUUCACCUGCUCAGAAUGUGGGAAGGGAUUCAGUCGGUCAUCCAGCCUACAGAGUCAUCAGCGAGUUCACACUGGGGAGAAGCCAUUCACCUGCUCAGAAUGUGGGAAGAGAUUCACUCGGUCAUCCCACCUACUGAAACAUCAGCGAGUUCACACUAGGGAGAAGCCGUUCACCUGCUCAGACUGUGGGCAGGGAUUCACACUGUCAUCCCACCUACUGAGACAUCAGCGAGUUCACACUGGGGAGAAGUCGUUCACCUGCUUAGACUGCGGGAAGGGUUUCACUCGGAUAUCCAACCUGCAGAGUCAUCAGCGAGUUCACACUGGGGUGAAGCCAUUCACCUGCUCAGAAUGCGGGAAGGCAUUCACUCGGUCAUCGCACCUACUGAGACAUCAGCGAGUUCACACUAGGGAGAAGCCAUUCAUCUGCUCAGAAUGAGGGAAGAGAU